Messenger RNA from Kwoniella shivajii, 1341 nucleotides. RefSeq lists its product as uncharacterized. The coding region runs from base 1 to 1341 and encodes 446 amino acids. Lineage: Eukaryota; Fungi; Basidiomycota; Tremellomycetes; Tremellales; Cryptococcaceae. The record is from RefSeq and is a predicted model, not a curated record. The transcript is spliced from 9 exons. Gene Ontology annotation, molecular function: phosphatidylinositol transfer activity.
AUGUCAUCGUUCUUCAGCAGAUCAAAUAAAUCCGCUUCGUCGUCUUCGUCAUCAUUGAAUAAAGAUGGGCAAGAACUGAAAUCCACCAGUGAGAUAUUCACCACUCCUUCUCAAGAGAGUAGCGUCAAGAAGAAAUGGGACUAUAACGAAGAACAACUGAAGCAGAUUGAGGAAUUGAAAGCUUUCUCUCACAAAUUGCUUUUACCCGAAUCAGAUGUAUAUCAUCCAUGGGAACUCCGAUUCCUCAAUGAUCCAGGAACUCAUCCUAGAUAUAUGAGAGCAGCCAAAUGGAAGAUGGAUGAUGCGAAGAAACGUAUUCAAGGUACAAUCGAGUGGAGAAGGGAAUAUAAACCUGAAUUAAUCCAACCUGAUGAUGUCGGUAUCGAAGCUGAAACCGGUAAAAUUGUUCUCUCGGGAUUCGAUUUCGAUUCUAGACCUAUCUUGUACAUGAGACCAGGUCGAGAAAACACUGAAAGAAGUCCUAGACAAAUUAGACAUUUGAUCUAUCAUCUUGAAAGAGCUCUUGAUCUUAUGCCUCCAGGACAGGAACAAGUGGCUAUCAUCGUUGACUACAAAUCAGCUACAUCUCAAUCGAAUCCUUCAAUCGCAGUUGCUAGACAAGUUCUAAAUAUCCUGCAAAAUCAUUAUGUCGAAAGAUUAGGUAGAGGUCUGGUCGUCAAUAUGCCCUGGUGGAUUAACGCUUUCUUCACUGGAAUCACACCUUUCCUGGAUCCCAUAACCCGAGAUAAGAUCCGGUUCAACCCUAAACUCACUGAACUUGUUCCUGCCGCUCAGCUCGAUAGCGAAUUUGGUGGUAACUACAGAUUCGACUUUGAUCAUAAAGUUUAUUGGCCAACACUUACCGAAUUCUGUCAUAUCGCUCCGGAUGGAACGAGAAUCAACGAUCAAGGUGAAAAGAUCUAUCCACCUUCAGGAAACGGAAUCAAAGCUGCGUUGGAAGGAUUACAUCCUGUCAAAGGUGCAAUCGCAUCUGGACAAGUAGAAAAGGUAGAUCCCUCAAAGAAUGCUUCCGUGACACCAACAUCCGGAACAGAUCAAUCCACUAGAUCUCAAACUGGAAAUGAGACUGAAAAGCUCUCUAACGUCUCUGAACCUCAAUCCACCAACACCGCUGUCACCGCUGAUAUGACCACCACGGCCACGACAAAUGUCAACAGCGAUAGUAACACGGAAGGAUUGGAGGAAGGUGUCAAGAGGUUAUCAUUGAACAGAGCUUUGACGACUGUACCUGGACCACCUGAGGGUGAUGCAGUUUUUGAUCAUCCUCCUUCGGAAGGUGAGAUUGCUCAAGCUAGACAAAGCAUAGAAGGUAGUAGAUAG